AAACAAAGAAUGAGCAAGACUUUUGGACACUGUAUAGUGGAGUUGGCAGAUGGUACAACUGACAUCUACAUCAUCAAGUUCAACCAAGAUGAGAACAGAUUCAAUGAUGUCACCACAAAGAACAUCAAUGAUGCAUUGGAUUAUGUUGAGAGCAUUCCAGAGGCAUCAUGUUUGAUCACUGUUGGAACCAAUCCAAAGUACUACUCGAUGGGACUUGAUUUGGCUUGGGUGAUGAGCAUUCAACCGAUGGAGGCUGCUGGAUUUAUAUUGACAUUCCAGAAGCUGAUGUCAAGAUUGUUGACAAUCCCAAUUCCUACGAUUGCAAUUGUGAAUGGUACUGCAUUUGCUGGAGGCGCAAUGAUGGCUAUGGCACAUGACUACAGACUAGUGGCCAAGGACCCAUCGGCAUUCUUCUGUCUUCCCGAGGUUGACAUGAACCUAGUGAUCACACCAGGUCUAAAUGCACUAAUGCAAUGUAAGAUAGAUCCAACUACCUAUAGAGAUAUGCUGUUGCAGGCUAGACAGGUGACUUGUGAUGAGGCGGCGACUUAUAGAAUGGUUGAUCAAUGUUUGGAAUCAAGUGGCUUGAUGUCGGCAGCACUUCAAAUGGCCGCCAAGGUAUCACCCAAGGGAAAGAACAGAAAGACAUAUGGUGGAUUGAAGAGAGAGAUGUACAAGCACGCUAACAUUCAACUCCUGUCCAACGACUUUGGCGAGGCAUUCAAA
This is a messenger RNA of Acytostelium subglobosum LB1, 726 nucleotides long. RefSeq lists its product as hypothetical. Gene Ontology annotation, molecular function: delta(3)-delta(2)-enoyl-CoA isomerase activity; enoyl-CoA hydratase activity. The transcript is spliced from 2 exons. Lineage: Eukaryota; Evosea; Eumycetozoa; Acytosteliales; Acytosteliaceae. The record is from RefSeq and is a predicted model, not a curated record. The annotation marks the transcript as partial. Gene Ontology annotation, cellular component: peroxisome. Gene Ontology annotation, biological process: fatty acid beta-oxidation.